AUGCGUGUGGAAACUUGCCACUUUUGUUCGCGCCCGGCCUUUCCUGGGAAGGGCAUCACGUUUGUCCGCAAUGACUCGCGGCAAUUCAGAUUCUGCCGGUCCAAGUGCCACAAGAACUUCAAGAUGAAGCGCCAGCCCCGCAAGCUGAAGUGGACCAAGAGCCACCGCGCCGCCCGCGGCAAGGAGAUGAUCGUGGACUCGUCGCUGGUGCUGUCCCAGUUCGCCAAGAAGCGCAACGUCCCCGUCAAGUACGACCGCAACCUGGUGGCCGCCACCGUCAAUGCCAUGGAGAGAGUGGAGGAGAUCCGACAGCGCCGCGAGCGGGUGUUCACGAAGCGCCGGCUGGCGGGCAAGCUGGCCCGCGACCGCCAGCGCGAGGAGGACCGCAAGGUGGUCGCCGAGGGCGAGCAUCUUAUCCGCAAGGAGCUGCGGGAACGGGAGGAGGGUCGCCCGAUGGUCGCCGAGCAGAGCAAGACGGCCAACAGAGUCCAUGGCGAGGAGCGACUCCGCCAGAAGAAGAAGGCCAAGGUUUUGGUCGAUGGCGGCACCCAGGAGGAAAUGGAUAUCGACUAA
This is a messenger RNA of Penicillium alfredii, 573 nucleotides long. RefSeq names its product ribosomal eL24 family protein. The transcript has 2 exons. The record is from RefSeq and is a predicted model, not a curated record. Gene Ontology annotation, cellular component: nucleolus. NCBI's taxonomy places the organism in Eukaryota, Fungi, Ascomycota, Eurotiomycetes, Eurotiales, Aspergillaceae. Gene Ontology annotation, biological process: ribosomal large subunit biogenesis. The coding region runs from base 1 to 573 and encodes 190 amino acids.